Molecule: messenger RNA, 912 nt
Organism: Ogataea philodendri
Lineage: Eukaryota; Fungi; Ascomycota; Pichiomycetes; Pichiales; Pichiaceae
Exons: 1
Coding region: 1-912 (303 amino acids)
Biological process (GO): 'de novo' IMP biosynthetic process
Cellular component (GO): cytoplasm
Molecular function (GO): phosphoribosylaminoimidazolesuccinocarboxamide synthase activity
Source: RefSeq, a predicted model, not a curated record
AUGAGUGUCACUCAGACCGAUCUAGACGGGAUUUUGCCGCUGAUAGCGCGCGGCAAGGUGCGGGACAUCUACGAGGUGGACGCCGAGACGUUGCUUUUCGUUGCCACAGACAGAAUCUCUGCGUACGACGUGAUCAUGGAGAACGGGAUCGAGGAAAAGGGCAAGAUUCUCACGAGGCUGUCUGUUUUCUGGUUUGAUCUGCUUUCCGAUAUCAUUCCGAACCAUUUGGUGGCCUCAGAGGACAGCGAGAUCUUUGCUCGGCUGCCUGCUCGUCUGUCUGAGCCAAAGUACAAGUCCCAGCUGCAGGAGCGGUCGUUGCUGGUGAAGAAGCACAAACUGGUGCCAUUGGAGGCGAUUGUGCGUGGAUACAUCACCGGCAGUGCCUGGAAGGAGUACAAGAAGUCGGGCACGGUGCACGGACUCAAGACCAAGGCUGGGCUGCAAGAGAGCGAGGCUUUCGAACAGCCGAUCUUCACGCCGUCAACCAAGGCCGACCAGGGCGAGCACGACGAGAACAUCUCGCCGGAACAAGCUGCACAGCUUGUUGGCGCGGAACUGUGCGCACAGGUUGCCGACAAGGCCGUCAAGCUGUACUCGAAGGCCCGGGACUAUGCUCUUUCGCGGGGCAUUGUUCUCGCCGACACCAAGUUCGAGUUUGGCCUAAACGAGAAGAACGAGCUUGUGCUGGUGGAUGAGGUGUUGACUCCGGACUCGUCGCGGUUCUGGGACGCCACCAAGUACAAGGUGGGCCAAUCGCAGGAGUCUUACGACAAGCAGUUCCUGCGUGACUGGCUAACCGCCAACGGACUCAACGGCAAGGACGGCGUUUCCACCACGCCCGAGAUUGCCGCCAAGACCGCAGCCAAGUACAAGGAGGCUUACGAGGCCCUCACCGGCAAACAGUGGCAGUAG